CCCUCGGAGUCGCUCAGUGAAGCAACAUCCCCCGGAGCCUGGGAAUCCCAGUCUUGGCCUCGCCUUUGCUGCCGCGGUACGACGUGGGGAAGGGAUUUGCCGGGUGAACGAGUUCCUGUGAACCCCUGGGAACCGGGCCUCCGCUGAUUCCGUCGUCCGGGUCGGGGCGCCAGUGGAUUCCUGGGACCUGCUCUCAAGGAAGGUGCAGACUUCCUGGAGACACCAGUCAAUUAAACGGAAGAGUUAUGUUUGGAACGCCAAGCACUGCGCAGUAGCCACGAACUUAUUGUUAUCAACUCAACAGGCUUUCAGGGAGGGUCCGCCGUGUGCCUGUUUGGGGGUGGGACACAGGAGGCAUCCCAAAAAGAUACCUGUCUUCAAAGCAUGUUUCAGGAACCCUGUGUGCUGCCUCUUCAAUUCAGAAUUAAGGAAACUGAGUACUCAGCAAAGAAACUUGUCGUAAGGUACAGAGAUCCUCCGGCCAGGGAAGACCACCUGGCUCCUGAGGACCUGGUUCAGAACUCGGGAAAUGCGGUUUGCACGUGAGGACGGAGGGUGGGCUGGAGCUGGACCCAUAGAAGCAGCGCGGACCGAGUCAGCUCUGGCCUCCGCCCGCCCGGGGGCGUGCCUGGCGGCCCCCGCCCUGCAAGUGGGCCGGUGGUGGCCUGAGCCAAGAGGAUUGGCUGUUUCAAUGGCAGAGCCAGGGGAGGCGGCUGCACUGGGAGGCCUGCCUCCCAGAGUUCGCUGACACCGAGGAUGGGGCCUGCUCCCCAAGAUCCAGAAGUGGGUCCCAGGAAGCCCAGAGCCAGCAAGGAGUCACUUCCAUCCUGCCUACGGAGAGCCAGCCUCGCGGCCAGAGCCAGCUCGUGUUUCCGUCACCUUCACCGCCCGCCGGGUCGCAGAGCCCUGGUGGAACACAGGCAGGGGCGGCGCAGGGGCAGCACAGGGGCGGCUCACGGACACGCAGAGGUCACCGGGAGGGAAAGCCGGCCCAGCCAGGGUGCGGGUUUCCAGCCAUCACCCGCGGCCUCGGUGGUGAAUGAAGAGUUCGUGGACCCUUCAAUUGGCAGGCAAGUUUUUGGACCCCCCAGGAUAUCCGCGGCUGACCGCCCAGGAGGAGUCCUUCUAGUGCAGAGGUGCUGCCCAGGGCUUCCCGAGCCACCGUGCAGGAGGGAGCUGGGGACGGGCCGGAGAGGGACAGGCCCCGCAGGGUCGCCCACGUGCACCCCUACGUGCACCCCAUGGAUCUGUACGACUCCGGGGACCGGCUGCAGGCCUUCCCGGCAGAGAGCGGGCGGAUGAGAAGAGGAGCUGCCCCGGCGGAGGUGACCAGUGAGCCCAGGGGCGCAGCCAAGGGUCAGCCUCCGCGAGACCUUGAGGAGGCAGUGGAUGAGCUGGUCCAUCUGUACGGACUGGAAGAGGACGACGAACUGGCGGACGACGAACUGGCGGACGACGAGUUCGUUACCGAGAGCGCGCCCAGGAUAGAGGUUUCGGAGUAUGCUCCCCCGCACGUGGCGACGAGGGGAGAACCAGCCGCGCGGCAGACGGACUGGAGACUCGGCGGCGCCGAGGCCGCGGAGGAGGCCGACGGCCUGGGCUUCGGCGGGUGGGGCUCCGAGGGCCAGUGCCGGGACCUGCGGGAGGCCUACCGGUUCGCGCGCGGCCGCUCCAGCGAGGAGUACGAGUGCUACGUCAUCCCGGAGGAGGAGGACGAGGAGGAGGCCGCCGACGUCUUCUGCGCCACCUGCAAAGCUCCGCUGAGAGCGGCGGAGAAGGAGCUGGAGGAGCACCGAGGGCAUGAGGUGACGCCGCUCAGCAAGGCGCUGGAAAGCGCCAAGGACGAAAUUCACAGGAACAUGUACAGGCUGGAAAAGCAGAUCAUCGAGAUGGAGAACUUCGCCAGUCACUUGGAGGAGGUGUUCAUCACUGUGGAGGAGAAUUUCGGGAGACAGGAGCAAAACUUCGAGUCCCAUUACAACGAGAUCUUGGAAACGCUGGCCCAAAAAUACGAAGACAAGGUGCAGGCCCUCGGGGAGAGGAAGAAGGAGAAGCUGGAGGCCCUGUACGCGCAGCUGGUCAGCUGCGGCGAAAACCUGGACGCCUGCAGGGAGCUCAUGGAGACCGUGGAGGAGAUCUGUCACGAAGAGAAGGCGGACUUCAUCAAGGAUGCCAUGGCUAUGGCUGACAGACUCAGAGAGUUCCUGGAAACGGAGACCAACGUGGACGUCUCCACGCAGCCGGCCCUGGAGGACCAGACCCUGGACUUCUCCGACGUGGAGCAGCUGCUGGGCUCCAUCAAUGCCGUCCCAGCCCCUUCCGCCCCAGUGAUAAACCCACAGGCCCCCAACUCCGCCUCGGGCUCCUCGGUCCGCGUGUGCUGGAGCCUGUGCUCCGACGACACGGUGGAGAGCUACCAGCUGUCCGGCCGGCCGGCGCGGGACGGCGCCCCGGGCAAGGGCCAAGCAGAGUUUACGAUGACCGUCAAAGAAACGUACUGCUCAGUGAGGAAUCUCGUGCCAAACACCCAGUAUGAAUUUUGGGUCACAGCUCAGAACGGGGCCGGCGUCAGCCCCGCCAGCGAGCGUGUGGUGUACAUGACAGCGCCCGCUCCCCCCGUCAUCAAGAGCGGCGAGGUGCGGAGCUGCGAGGAGGCCGCGCUGAUCCGCUGGGAGUCCGGGAACCUGGGUCCCGUGGACUCGUACACGGUGGAGCUGACCCAGGCAGAGAUGCCGGGAGCCUCGGGCGUGACCGAGUCCGUCGUGGGCGUCCCCACCUGCGAGUCGCUGGUGCAGCUGCAGCCCCGGCGGAGCUACACGAUCUACGUGCGUGCCCUCAACGUGGGGGGCCCCAGCGCCAGGAGCGAGCCCGCCACGGUCCACACCACAGGCAGCUGCUUCCGCCUGAACGCGCACACCUGCCACCCCUGGCUGACGGUUUCCGAGGACGGGCUGACCGUGGUGCGCGGUGACGGCAGAGCCCCUGCGAGGGAGCCGCCCCCCAGCGACGCCCGCUUCACCAGGUGCGUCGCCGCCAUGGGGAACCUAGUUCCGGUCCGCGGGCGCCACUACUGGGAGGUGGAGGUGGACGAGCGGUCGGACUACACGGUGGGCGUGGCCUUUGACGACGUCCCUAAACAGGAGGACCUGGGAGCCAACUGCCGGUCCUGGUGCAUGCGGCACGUGUGGGCGCCGCCAAGGCAUAAGUACGAAUUUCUACACAACAAGAGGACUCCGGAUAUAAGAAUAACAGUUUCCCCGAAGAAGAUCGGAGUUCUGUUGGACUACGAAAACUCCACACUGUCCUUCUUCAACGCGGACACUUCUCAGCACCUGUACACGUUCGGCUGCCAGCUCCAGCAGUUCGUGCACCCCUGUUUCUCUUUGGAAAAGCCGGGGCGCCUAAAGAUACACAACGGCAUUGCGAUGCCCAAGCACGUCUCCCUCUACUAGACGGGGCGCGGGUGCCCCGUGCCCUGCCUGCCUUCCGACCUGCCCCCCUCCGCCACUCACGCCUCCGCACGCCAGCACUGUGCGCCCAGCGCGGCUGCGGCUCCCGCGCCGCCCGGCCUGGGUGUGGUCCUGUGCACUGCCACCCGCGUGAUGCUGUGACUCGCGUCCAGGCCUGGCUGUGAGACGAGGGCUCAGACUGAACGCACUGAGGUUCUUCGGCUUGUCCGACUGCGUUGGCCUGUUUGUGUGUGUGCAACGUAUCUCCGUCUCCAAGGCCGACGGCUUGGGGGCGGGGCGGGGGGGGAGAUGCAUGUCAGUGGCUGCAGCAGCCCCAGCGUGCUCCUGGCGUCUCAUUUGCCAGCCGAGGACAGACCUGAGGGCAGGUCGUCCAGAGAACCGGGCACCCUGUGGCCUUCUCCUCCUGCCUCCCCGGUGGUCAGCAGCCUGUGCUGCAGUCUCCCCCACCGUACACCUUUACAACACCCUGUUCCUCCCUCAGAGCACUGACCCCGUUCCAGUUUGGAACCGACCUCUCUGUCUAAUCCCCUGGGGGCAGGGACAGUGCGUCCCGUUCCUCAUUCAGUCCCCCAGGGCUAACACAGAGGGGCGCACCAAGCACCUGUUGAAUAAACGAGUGUUUCGUUCCCCCA
Messenger RNA from Phyllostomus hastatus (greater spear-nosed bat), 4102 nucleotides. It is a transcript of the gene FSD2, whose product is annotated as fibronectin type III and SPRY domain containing 2. The record is from RefSeq and is a predicted model, not a curated record. Bases 1242 to 3452 code for a protein of 736 amino acids. NCBI's taxonomy places the organism in Eukaryota, Metazoa, Chordata, Mammalia, Chiroptera, Phyllostomidae. The transcript is spliced from 15 exons. Gene Ontology annotation, molecular function: protein binding.